Molecule: messenger RNA, 1659 nt
Organism: Lizanozyma spartinae
Lineage: Eukaryota; Fungi; Ascomycota; Pichiomycetes; Serinales; Debaryomycetaceae
Gene: ZCF21
Product: Zcf21p
Exons: 1
Coding region: 1-1659 (552 amino acids)
Biological process (GO): regulation of transcription by RNA polymerase II
Molecular function (GO): DNA-binding transcription factor activity, RNA polymerase II-specific; zinc ion binding
Source: RefSeq, a predicted model, not a curated record
AUGUACCUGGCAUCAAUUAAGAAGAAGAAGAACUCAAGAAGAAAGCAUCGCAAUUCCCAUUUGGGUUGUGGCACUUGCAAAAAGAGAAGAAUAAAAUGUGACGAAGGACUCCCACUGUGUUCCAACUGUAAAAGAGGUAAGCUUCAAUGUGCUUAUUUGAAAUUAGAUGAGUCUCAAAGAAGUGCUCUUCUAAUAGCUCAAAGAAAUCAUUCAGAACAAUUGGAGAAACAAAAACAAAUGGAAUUAGAGUCUUCUUCAUCAACAAAGGAAUUAUCAGAUACAAGUUCUCCUCCAGUUGAAACUUCAUCUGCAUCUUCUUCAUCGUUACCACAACCGAAGUUCAAACUCGAAGAUGGAGGUACUGCUUUAGGUAAUCGCUUCCCUCCAUUCCCCAAGCAUUCUGCAUCAUCACAUGUCGUCCCUAAACCUCCUCCUUCAGUGAUUCCUUCACAAUUUGGAACCUCUAGUGCAGUUGGUGGUCCACCACCGCCUUCCCUUUUACCAGUUGUGCCAAUGCCGUUACAGGUCUCGGUCCCUUCAAGCGAUAAUUCCCGAAGACCCUCGUUCCAAUCACCUUCUUCAUUUAUAAAAAAGGAACCCGGUAAUGGAAGUGUUAGUAUAUUACCUUCAAAACAAGCAUUAUUCAACCCUGCAAUCGGAACUCUGUCCACUUCAGUUUCUACGUUAAUGCGUUCAUCCCACCCUCCUAACGUUCCGUUAGUUUUCUCUGAAGGUAAAGAUAACUCCAGUAGUCCAACAAGUAUUCCACAAUUAUAUCCUUAUGAGCCGAAAUUUUACGGUUAUAUUCCUAUCGGGAUUUAUCAACAGAAUGGUGAAACCAGGGUGUCUCUUCCUCAAUCAGUACAGUUGUCUCCCCAACAUCAUAUUCCGUUAUUACCAAGUGGAUCUAGCUCUAGUGCUGCUACUACUACUGAUACUAGUGCUACUACUGCUACUGCUGCUGCUACUACUGCUGCUACUACUGCUACUACUGCUGCUACUACUGCUACUACUGCUACUACUGCUGCUGCUACUACUACUAAUACCGGCCAGGUUGAAAUUCCAAGUGUUUCCUCUACAAAUACAAGUACAGCUACUCCUACAGUUCCAUCCUCUGUUAUUAAUAGUCCUAGACAACAAAUUCCUUCAACACAGUAUCUGCUGUUACCAAAUUUGGCAUUGCCUAGAUACACGAAUGGUUACCCUAGUACUCCUACUACUGGUCACACAGCAUGUGGUCCUGCAAGUCUUCCAUCUAUGACCCAACAAUUAGGGUCAGGGAUCUACGGGGUUCCAGAUAAUUUUGGAAUACCAUCAGGUACUCCAGUUAACCAAAGUCUUCUUCCACGGUUGAUUACUUCAAAGGAUCCAAAGUCAGCCCCUUCACCAUUUUCUCUUGCUCAGCCUUCAAUGAUUGUAGCUUAUGCUCCAACACCCAUUUACUUUCCUCAGCCACGGUCAAUACCUACAGGUUCAACUUCCGGUACUCCUAGACCUCCCAUGACUUACACAUCUCCCUUUGUAUCGGAAGAUCCAUUUGAGAAUACGGUGUUGCCUCCUUUACAGAAAAAGUACGAGCAUGCUUCGUAUCCAUCGUAUCAAUUGCCUCCUGUAAGGUCAAAAGAUGAAGUGGCUCUGGUUAUUCAAACUUCAAAGUGA